AUGAAACAUCUGAAAACAAAGCUCCUGGUGGAAAAACAAAACCUAGACAAACUGAAGAACAACAUUAAACAAGACAGAGCAUACCUGAGCAAAGCCAACAUGCUCAUGAGCAAAGAAAAACUAGAGCUGGCCUUGAUGAAGUCUGAUAUGCAAAAACAAUUGAUCACAUUGGUGGAGAAUCAACGCAUGAUUAAAGAGGGAUACAUUGACCUUGAAAUCAGAGAAAAUGAGUUUAAAAAGAAUACAACAGGACUGGACACGAUUGCUGAGAAGAUGAAGAGGGGAAGGGAACAAAUUCAUCAGCUAAACAUGGAUGUUCGGACCAAAACAGAUGAAGUCAAUGACAACAGAUGUGCAAUGGAACAGCAACAUAGGGACUUGUGUGUUCUCAGACAGGAACAUUGUCAAAAGAGCAAAGAGAUUGCAGUUGCCAGAACCAAAAUAAAUACAAGGAUGGAAAAGCUACUCAAAAUGAAGGCCAGCUUUGAAUCCGACAAAAUGCUGCAUGCCAAUGACAUGGAGAUGAUGGAACAACUGCAAUCUGAGCAGAAGGUGUUGCAAGAUCACUUUAGGUCUUGCAUCCUGUCAAUGGAAAGACUCCUGGUGGAAAAAAAGAACCUAGAGAAACUGAACAACAACAUUAAACAAGAGAAAGAAUACCUGAGCAAAGCCAACAUGCUCAUGAGCAAAGAAAAACUAGAGCUUGCCUUGAUGAAGUCUGAUAUGCAAAAACAAUUGAUCACAUUGGAGGAGAAUCAACGCAUGAUUAAAGAGGGAUACAUUGACCUUGAAAUCAGAGAAAAUGAGUUUAAAAGGAAUACAACAGGACUGGACACGAUUGCUGAGAAGAUGAAGAGGGGAAGGGAACAAAUUCAUCAGCUAAACAUGGAUGUUCGGACCAAAAGAGAUGAAGUCAACGACAACAGAUGUGCAGUGGAACAGCAACAUAGGGACUUGUGUGUUCUCAGACAGGAACAUUGUCAAAAGAGCAAAGAGAUUGCAUUUGCCAGAACCAAAAUAAGUACAGAGAUGGAAAAGCUACUCAAAAUGAAGGCCAGCUUUGAAUCCGACAAAAUGCUGCAUGCCAAAGACAUGGAGAUGAUGGAACAACUGCAAUCUGAGCAGAAGGUGUUGCAAGAUCACUUUAGGUCUUGUAUCCUGUCAAUGGAAAGAGUGAGAGAUGAUUUAAAGGCAAAGUAUAAAAAGAAAAUUGAAGACAUUGACAAAAAGGUUGUCAAAUUAGAAGCGAAAAAAGAAGGCAUACCGAAAUUGUUGUUUACAAUAAAGCACAUAUUGAAAAAUACUAAUCAGGGCAGAGAUCAAAUAUCAAUCAACAACAAACUAAUUGUAGGAGGAAAGAUUCAGCUGGACAACUUGUUUUCAAACAUUGUGAAAGAAACAGAAGACAUAAAACAUCUGAAAACAAAGUUCCUGGUGGACAAACAAAACCUAGACAAACUGAAGAACAACAUUAAAAAAGAGAGAGCAUACCUGAGCAAAGCCAACAUGCUCAUGAGCAAAGAAAAACUAAAGCUGGCCUUGAUGAAGUCUGAUAUGCAAAAACAAUUGAUCACAUUGGUGGAGAAUCAACGCAUGAUUAAAGAGGGAUACAUUGACCUUGAAAUCAGAGAAAAUGAGUUUAAAAAGAAUACAACAGGAUUGGACACGAUUGCUGAGAAGAUGAAGAGGGGAAGGGAACAAAUUCAUCAGCUAAACAUGGAUGUUCGGACCAAAAGAGAUGAAGUCAAUGACAACAGAUGUGCAAUGGAACAGCAACAUAGGGACUUGUGUGUUCUCAGACAGGAACAUUGUCAAAAGAGCAAAGAGAUUGCAUUUGCCAGAACCAAAAUAAGUACAGAGAUGGAAAAGCUACUCAAAAUGAAGGCCAGCUUUGAAUCCGACAAAAUGCUGCAUGCCAAAGACAUGGAGAUGAUGGAACAACUGCAAUCUGAGCAGAAGGUGUUGCAAGAUCACUUUAGGUCUUGCAUCCUGUCAAUGGAAAGAGUGAGAGAUGAUUUAAAGGCAAAGUAUAAAAAGAAAAUUGAAGACAUUGACAAAAAGGUUGUCAAAUUAGAAGCGAAAAAAGAAGGCAUACCGAAAUUGUUGCUUACAAUAAAGCACAUAUUGAAAAAUACUAAUCAAGGCAGAGAUCAAAUAUCAAUCAAAAACAAACUAAUUGUAGGAGGAAAGAUUCAGCUGGACAACUUGUUUUCAAACAUUGUGAAAGAAACAGAAGACAUAAAACAUCUGAAAACAAGGCUUCUGGUGGAAAAACAAAACCUAGAGAAACUGAAGAACAACAUUAAACAAGAGAGAGCAUACCUGAGCAAAGCCAACAUGCUCAUGAGCAAAGAAAAACUAAAGCUGGCCUUGAUGAAGUCUGAUAUGCAAAAACAAUUGAUCACAUUGGUGGAGAAUCAACGCAUGAUUAAAGAGGGAUACAUUGACCUUGAAAUCAGAGAAAAUGAGUUUAAAAAGAAUACAACAGGAUUGGACACGAUUGCUGAGAAGAUGAAGAGGGGAAGGGAACAAAUUCAUCAGCUAAACAUGGAUGUUCGGACCAAAAGAGAUGAAGUCAAUGACAACAGAUGUGCAAUGGAACAGCAACAUAGGGACUUGUGUGUUCUCAGACAGGAACAUUGUCAAAAGAGCAAAGAGAUUGCAUUUGCCAGAACCAAAAUAAGUACAGAGAUGGAAAAGCUACUCAAAAUGAAGGCCAACUUUGAAUCCGACAAAAUGCUGCAUGCCAAAGACAUGGAGAUGAUGGAACAACUGCAAUCUGAGCAGAAGGUGUUGCAAGAUCACUUUAGGUCUUGCAUCCUGUCAAUGGAAAGAAAAGAGUGA
Nerophis ophidion (straightnose pipefish) is the source of this 2844-nucleotide messenger RNA. RefSeq lists its product as uncharacterized. Lineage: Eukaryota; Metazoa; Chordata; Actinopteri; Syngnathiformes; Syngnathidae. The coding region runs from base 1 to 2844 and encodes 947 amino acids. The transcript is spliced from 3 exons. The record is from RefSeq and is a predicted model, not a curated record.